This is a messenger RNA of Xyrauchen texanus (razorback sucker), 2683 nucleotides long. RefSeq names its product gastrula zinc finger protein XlCGF52.1-like. Gene Ontology annotation, cellular component: nucleus. Lineage: Eukaryota; Metazoa; Chordata; Actinopteri; Cypriniformes; Catostomidae. The record is from RefSeq and is a predicted model, not a curated record. The coding region runs from base 255 to 1355 and encodes 366 amino acids. The transcript has 3 exons.
CGGCGAGGACGCUUUCUUUGGGUGUUUUCCAAACGAUAUUUUCGCGCCCUUGAAGUAACUGCGGGGCGGUGACGCCACUCGAACUGUCUCUCCAUCCAAAUGAAGAUCUGGUCCUUUGGUGCUCUGUCACAGUUCACAACUUCAUUGAAGCCACUCCCACAACAAUUCACCAAUAAAUACUGUGAAUAUUCCCAUCAUCCUACAAGAGAAGUUCUUCAGACCAGCAGGAAGAACUGAAAUCUGUGUGAUAUAAUAUGGUGAAGAUGGAGUUUGUUAAAGAAGAGAAAGAAGACAUGAGUUAUUUAGAGCCAUACAACAUAAAGCAUGAAGAUACUGAGGAAGAAAUAGAUCUGAUUGAAGUGAAAGAGGAGAGUCAAGAGCUGAAUGAACUGGAGGAGAAACAUCAUCAUUUCAAAACGGAAGAAAACGAUUUUAGCUGCUCACAGACUGAAAUUAAUUUCUCACAAGUGAGAACACAAAAUACAGAAGCUGAAAACUCUUUCACCUGCCCUCAGUGUGGAAAGACUUUCAAAGGUAAAGUUAACCUUAAGAAGCAUUCAAAAAUUCACACUGGUGAGAAACCUCACACCUGCCAUCAUUGUGAAAAGACAUUCACACGUAAAGAUCACCUUCAGAUGCAUUUAAGAAUUCACACCGGGGAGAAACCUCACACAUGUCAGCAGUGUGGAAAGAAUUUCACGUUUAAAUCAAAUUUUAAACAACACUUGAAAAUUCACACCGGAGAGAAACCUUACACCUGUCCUCAAUGUGGAAAGAGUUUCAUUGGUAAAACAUAUCUGAAUUAUCAUAUUGGCUGUCACUCAACUGAAAAGCCAUUUAACUGUGAUCAGUGCGGUAAACAUUUUUCAAGAUCAUCUCUUCUAAAAACACACCUGAAAAUUCACACAAAUGUGAGGCCUCAUGUGUGUUCUUUUUGUGGAAAUAGUUUUUCACGAAUGGAAACUUUGAAAGAUCAUCAGAAAAGACACGCUGGUGUCAGAGAUCAUAUAUGCUCUGAGUGUGAGAGGAGCUUCACUACAGCCAGCCAAUUGAAAAGGCACCAGAGAAUUCACACUGGAGAGAAACCUUACAAGUGCCAUGAGUGUGAAAAAAGAUUUGCAUGCAAAAGUAAUCUUCAGAAGCACUUGAGGAUUCACACUGGAGUGAAGCCUUACAAGUGCCUUCAAUGUGGAAAGAAUUUUGCACGUAAAAGUAAUCUUAAGAAGCACUUGAAAAUUCACAAUGGAGAGAAACCUUUCACAUGUCGGCAGUGUGGAAAGAGUUACAGAUUUCAAUCACAACUUAAUAGACACAUUAAAAUUCACACUAGAGAGAAGCCUUACACUUGCCCAUAGUGUGAAUGGGCCAAUGCUCUUUGGGGCUGAUCUAGGGUGGACUGGCCAUCGUAAGAACCAGGCAGCCGCGAAACGCAAUAAGCUAAAAUAAUUCUGGUUCAUCCUUGGGAGCAAUUUCCAACACCCUAAGGUACCACGUUUAUCUGUACAAACAAUAGUGUGCAAGUAUAAACACAAUGGGACCACGCAGCCAUUUGCAAGUGCACAUGGGGACAAAGAUCUUACUUUUUGGAGGAAUGUCCUCUGGUCUAAUGAAACAAAAAUUUAACUGUUUGUCCAUAAUGACCAUUGUUAUGUUUGGAGGAAAAAGGGUGAGGCUUGCAAGCCGAAGAACACCAUCCCAACCGUGAAGCAUGGGGGUUGGCAGCAUCAUGUUGUGGGGGUGCUUUGCUGCAGGAGGGACUGGUGCACUUCACAAAAUAAAUGGCAUCAUGAGGAAGGAAAAUUAUGUGGAUAUAUUGAAGCAACAUCAAAAGACAUCAGCCAGGAAGUUAAAGCUCGGUCGAAAAUGGGUCUUCCAAAUGGACAAUGACCCCAAGCAUACCUCCAAAGUUGUGGCAAUAUGGCUUAAUGACGACAAGGUCAAGGUAUUGGAGUGGCCAUCACAAAGCCUUGACCUCAAUCCGAUUGAAAAUUUGUGGGCAGAACUGAAAAAGCCUCUGCGAGCAAGGAGGCCUACAAACCUGACUCAGUUACACCAGUUCUGUCUGGAGGAAUGCGCCAAAAUUCCAGCAACUUCUUUUGAGAAGAUUGUGGAAGGCUACCCAAAAUGUUUGACCCAAGUUAAACAAUUUAAAGGCAAUGCUACCAAAUACUAUCAAAGUGUAUGUAAACUUGUAAACCCCUCUUCAACUACAAACUCUUCAGACAUGUUUAGUAAGUUAUUUUCUCUGUGUGCAGCUGUGUUGUGUUCUGUCACUAUUACUGUGGUGGACCUGUUUUAAGAUGAACAAUUUUUCACUUGAAUGCCCCAAUGUCGCUGCAUGAACUGUUGCUUUCGGGCUCAUGAACGCACACAGGAGAUCAAUGGUCAUUGAAAAGUUUCACUUUAAAUAAUACAUUUGAUUUUGGUUUGUUUCUCACCAAACCUUAUCGUAUGCUUUUAAUACAAUCACGAGUCUCAUGGAAUCAUUUGUUAGAGUUCUGAAUUAUACUUCUGCAUUCUUUUGAAGCUUAAAGAGGUGGUCACCAAAAACGGCCAUAUUAUGACAUCACUGAGCACAAAAUUUUUUCAAAAAGAAAGAAAGUCAUAUAGGGUUAUAACAACACAGGUGUGAGUAAACAAUGACUGAAUUUUCAUUUUUAAGUUAACUAAUCCUUUAAUGGAA